Trichomycterus rosablanca is the source of this 5855-nucleotide messenger RNA. RefSeq names its product laminin, beta 2-like (gene lamb2l). The coding region runs from base 1 to 5517 and encodes 1838 amino acids. The record is from RefSeq and is a predicted model, not a curated record. Lineage: Eukaryota; Metazoa; Chordata; Actinopteri; Siluriformes; Trichomycteridae. The transcript has 34 exons. Gene Ontology annotation, cellular component: laminin trimer. Gene Ontology annotation, biological process: substrate adhesion-dependent cell spreading; tissue development; basement membrane assembly.
AUGCCCCCUGAGCUGAAUGGCCUGUUUGUCUUUUCAGCUCUUCAUACUGUGGCCCAGGAGCUUCAAACAAGCCUACACGGCUGUACAGAUGGAAGCUGUUACCCAGCAACAGGGAACCUCCUCAUUGGACGGGCUCCUAACCUGACAGCUACUUCUACCUGUGGUUUGAACAGACCCGAGCAGUACUGCAUAGUUAGCCACUUGCAGGAGUCAGAUAAAUGCUUCAUGUGUAACUCCAGAAGACCCUAUGAUCCCUAUCAUCACAGAAACAGCCAUCGGGUGGAGAAUGUCAUCUACAUGAAAGACAGUGAGACAGGAGAGCUCACUUGGUGGCAGUCUAUUAACGGUGAGGAGAAUGUUAGCAUCAGACUCAAUCUGGAGGCCGAGUUCCACUUCACUCAUCUAAUCAUGAAGUUUAAGACGUUCAGGCCUGCUGGCAUGUUGAUCGAGCGCUCUGUGGAUUUUGGACGUACAUGGAGGCCGUAUCGCUAUUUUGCCUAUAACUGCAGCCGGACCUUCCCUGGGGUGCAUACUCGGCCUCUCGAGCGUAUCACUGAUGUCAUCUGUGAGGAUCGAUAUUCUGACAUCGAACCAUCCACAGAGGGAGAGGUCAUUUUUAAAGUGCUUGAUCCAGCAAUCCCAGUCAGUGACCCGUAUAGUUCUAAUAUUCAAGACCUGUUACACAUCACUAACUUGAGGAUUAACUUCACUAAACUACAUACUCUCGGUGAUAACCUGCUGGAUCGGCGUCCUGAUGUGCUGCAAAAGUACUACUACGCUAUUUAUGAGCUGGUGGUGCGUGGCAGUUGCUUCUGCUAUGGCCAUGCAUCUGAGUGCGCCCCAGUUCCAGGAGUACAUGCUAGGGAAUUGGGCAUGAUUCACGGGCACUGUGUGUGUAAGCAUAACACAGUUGGGCUGAAUUGCGAGCGCUGCAGAGAUUUCCACCACGACCUGCCCUGGAGACCGGCUGAAGUCAAUAACCCUCACACCUGCAGAAUGUGCAACUGUAACGGUCAUUCCAACAAGUGUCACUUUGACAUGGCGGUGUAUCUGUCCACGGGGAACGUCAGCGGAGGCGUGUGUGAUGACUGCCUUCACAACACCAUGGGACGUAACUGUGAAACCUGCAAACACUUCUACUACCAAGAUGCGACCAGAGACAUCCGAGACCCGGCCGCAUGUAUUCCGUGUGACUGUGACCCGGUGGGUUCCCUGGAUGGAGGUAUAUGUGACAGUUUUACUGAUCUGAAUCUGGGUAUGAUUGCUGGUCAGUGUCGCUGUAAGCCCAAUGUCAGAGGCCAGCGCUGUGACUACUGCAAAGAGGGACACUACGACCUCAGCCAGGAGGACCCACUCGGAUGCCAACCAUGUAACUGUGACCCUCGUGGCAUAACUAUGAUGGAAACAUCAUGUGAUCAAAUCACCGGGGAGUGCUCAUGCAAGAGAUAUGUGACGGGACGCUACUGCAACCAGUGCUUUCCAGAGUUCUGGGGACUCGGUUAUGACCUUGAAGGCUGCAGAUACUGUGAUUGUGACUUUGGUGGAGCAUACAGCCAACAGUGCAGGAUGGACAACGGUCAGUGCGAGUGUCGACCUAACCUCAUUAGUCGACAGUGCUCCGAGGUGCAGCCUGGUUAUUUCUGUGCAGCUCUGGAUUACUACACAUAUGAAGCUGAGAGGGCGGUGAGCCACUAUCCUGAUAGCCCAGAUCUACCUGGCAAGCCUCGUCCUCAGGCUGGGAACGACUGUGCCCAGCACCUCAACAACCAGGUGAGGAGAUACAGGCGCCAUAAGCACAUCGUCCAACAGAGGAGAGCAGUGCUAAGACGCAUUCGGCAGCUGCAGCAGACUCCUGAUGUGACUACUGUACACAGAGAGAGGCAGUCUGGUCAGAUGAUAACCUGGACAGGUCCGGGCUUUGCUCGCGUUAAAGACGGUGCUGGUCUCGUAUUCAACAUCGAAAACAUCCCGUAUGCCAUGGAGUAUGACAUCAUGAUUCGCUAUGAGCCAGAGUCUACAGAGGACUGGGAAGCCAUCGUGAGCAUCACAUCUGUACACCUUCCCACCAGUUCUCGCUGUGGAAACCUGCUGCCCACUGAGCAGGUCUACACUGUCACCUUGUCACAUCACAGGAGGCACGUCCACAUGCCCCGGCCGUUCUGCUUCGAACCCAACAACCACUACAUGGUGUCAAUCCGCUUCCAGCGCCAUGCAGUCACUCAGAGACACCUCACUGCCCACAUCCUCAUCGACUCACUCGUGUUAAUUCCCCGGUAUGAGGAGCUUCCAGGAUUCCUGGGUAAUGACCCAGUGGCAGUGCACCGCCGGGAGUCGAUGGUGCGCUAUAUGUGUGUGGAUUCCUUCAUGGCAAUGCCAAUGCCGACUUUGGCUGAUAUGUGUAUUAAAUACAUCUGCAGCAUCUCAGCUAUUAUGCACGAUGGAGCACUACCAUGUCACUGUGACCCUCAAGGAUCAUUAAAUAUAGAGUGUAAAAAGAUCGGAGGUCAGUGUCUCUGUAAACCCAACGUGAUUGGACGGACUUGUAACCAAUGCGCUCCGAGAACUUACGGAUUUGGACCCUAUGGUUGCGCUGCUUGUGACUGCAACCAUGACGGCUCGACCAGGCAGCAGUGCGACCCAGUUACAGGUCAGUGCCCGUGCAAGCCAGGAGCCCAUGGUCGGCAGUGCUCUGAAUGCCAGCCUGGACACUGGGGCUUUCCAAACUGCAGGCCAUGCCAGUGUAAUGGACAUGCAGAGACCUGUGACCACCACACUGGCACCUGUCAUGGGUGCAGAGACCACACAGCAGGUCAUCACUGUGAGAGGUGCGUAAAUGGAUAUUAUGGUAACCCCGUGCUGGGCUCAGGAGAACACUGCCGACCCUGUCAGUGUCCUGGUACCCCAGAGAGUGGGCAUUCCCAUGGAGAAUCCUGUCACAUGGAACCAGCAUCUAACCAAGUCAUCUGCCAGUGCAGACAAGGAUACACAGGAUCCCGCUGUGAUCGCUGCGCUCCUGGAUACUAUGGUAACCCAGAGCAAGCAGGUGGAGAGUGCCGGCCAUGCCAGUGUAAUGGAAACAUCGUGGCUGAGGACCCUGACUCCUGUGACCCCCGCACAGGAGAGUGCCUGAAGUGCCUCUAUAACACGGAUGGGCCUUCCUGCUCCGAAUGUAAGCCUGGCUACUUUGGCAAUGCACUGGCCCGGGACUGUAGAUGUUGUACGUGUAUGAAUUUGGGGACGGAUCCGUCAUAUUGCAGCGAUGAAAAGUGCUACUGUGACAAGCAGACCGGUGCUUGCCCCUGCCGGCCCAAUGUCGUAGGCCAUAACUGUGAUGAGUGUGCUCCCAAUCACUGGAACCUGGGCAUGGAUGGUGGCUGUGAAGCCUGUAGCUGCCACCCAGAAAACUCCCUUGCCGAACACUGCAACUUGCUAACUGGUCAGUGCCACUGCCGGCCUGGAUUCGGAGGAAAGCAGUGUACCGAGUGUGAGCAGUUCCACUGGGGGGAUCCGAACGUACGCUGCGAGGAAUGUACAUGUGACCAGUACGGAUCAGAGAGCCCUCAGUGUGACCGAAUCACAGGAAAGUGUGAAUGCAGAGAAGGGGCUACUGGGCAGCGCUGUGACCAGUGUGACCGGGGCUAUACUGGAACCUUUCCUUACUGUGUCCCCUGCCAUCCCUGCUUUAACCUAUGGGACAACAUAGUAUCGCAGGUCAAGAAAGAUUUGGAAAGAAUCCAAAACAAAAUAAAAAAAAUCCUUGAAUUGGGUGAAGUGCCUGGCAUGGGUGAUGCCCGCAUAAGAGAGCUGGAGCGAAAGCUAGCUGAGGUCCAGCAGCUGCUGCAGAAUGAGGAAGGAGGCAAGAUGUAUCAGCUGAUCAACCAGAGCGUCGAUGACUUACGGGCUGAGAUAGCGUUCACCGACGGCCGAUUGAUGAGCGUUGCUAAAGAACUACAAAACACAACAAAGCACAACAGAUUCCUGAAACAGAAUUUAACAUCGAUGGAGCAGGAGCUUAAGGACCUGAACAACAGCUUGACUCAUUUGCAGAAAGAACUAGAGAACUACAUCAGUGGUGGAAUCGCAGAUUCAUUCGACAAAGUGCAAAAGUACUACCAGGAGUCUCUGGAUGCUGAGCAGCGCAGCAACGCUUCUGUUUAUGGGCCUCAGAGUCCAGUGGAGCAAUCAAAACAUACACGCAACAUCACUGAGACCCUGAUAGAUCAGAAAAAGGAUACGUUUAUGCGUACAGUCACUGCCCAGAAGAAGUCCUUGUCAGAACUGGAGAAAAAAACCAAUGAUAUGAAUGAGGAGGUCAAUCAUCUGAGUGACAAAGUGUGUGGCGGCAGGGGCAAUGUGACUGCUGAAGGUACGUGCCCGGACGACCCAUGUGGAGGUGCUGGUUGCAGCGAUGGUGAUGGCACUCUGCUGUGUGGAGGAGCACUGUGCAACGGGACUGUUGGGGAGUCCCUCAGAGCACUGCAGAAAGCUGAUGAUGUCACCAAGAACCUGACAGCCGUCAGUGAGGACCUCAUGAACGUAGCCAGAAGGCUACAAGAUAUCGCCACACUGGCUCAGAAUGUAAAAUCUCAAGCAAUGAACACCCUGGACAAAGCUCAGAAGACGAAAAAGUUCUUUGAGAAGUCCAACAAGGAUCUAAAGGAUUUCAUUCAGAAGAUCCGAAACUUUUUAACCGAGGAAGGAGCAGAUCCAGAAAGCAUAGAGAAAGUGGCACAAGAGGUUCUGGCCAUCACACUGCCAGUUAACCAGACUGUGGUGGACCGUAUGGUACAGGAGAUCAAAAACAACAUUGCCAACCUUGCUGAUGUGGACACAAUCUACAACCACACCAGCAAGCAGAUGGCCAAGGCCAAGGAGCUACUCGACAGAGCCAACGAUGCCAAGACUCAAGCAGAGGGAAUUAGUGACAUCAUUAAUAGGACUAAGGAGGCCAUCAACACCACUCAGGAGACGAUAGAAAAGGCAGAGAAAGCCAUAGAGAAAGCCAUGAACAACCUCAACGCAACACAAAACGCUACUGCCAUGGUGGAGGACAAGCUUUCAGAUUUAGAAGGCAACCUGAUGGAUGUAAUGAUGCGUUUGACCAAUUUAUCCCGGAAGGUGGAUGAAUUAAAGAAUAAGACAGAUCAGAACAGGCAGCUGGCACAACAGGCCAAAGUCCUGUCGGAAAAUGCCACUCAGGCUGCCUCUGAUCUAAACAAGGAAUUGUCCAAAGUAGAGAGUCGAUAUAAAGAGCUGAAGGAGAAGGUGGAUUCUUUAGGAGACUCAUCAGUGAGCAACAUUACCCAGAAAGUUAUAGACAUAAAAAACGAGGCAGAAGCGCUUCUUAAGAAGGCCAACAAGGACAUGGAGACACUAAAAAAGCUGGAACAAAAACUCGAGGAGAAUGCGGAGAAGAUGAAGCAGCAGAGGAUUGAACUGGAGCACUUGGAAAACAAUGCUUCAUAUUUUAAAGAAGUCAUCAGAGAAAAAAUGGUUUACUUCAGCAACUGUCAGUAACAACAAAACAUCAUUGAGCACCGUUCAGAAUGCUAGAGUUAGUUGAAAAGGAUCGGUUUCAGAUGUGAUUCUUUUUACACUCUUUUACUGGACGUAAAAACAUACCACCUCUAAACUGUACGGAAUAUAAACCGUUCUUGUAAUCUGUGACGAGUACAUUGUCAGCUUUAGGUGCUCAUGACUGUGUUGAUGCGGUACAUUAAUUAUAGGGCAUUCAGCAAAAGCGGGGAGGGGGGCAUUUGGUUACCAUGAUAUGUGUAAAGGUUCUUAUAUUCAUGUAAAAAUAUCUAAAGCAAAUAAAUAUACAAACAAUCAUUAAAAUAUUAAGCGAUUGCUCU